Rotaria socialis is the source of this 1155-nucleotide messenger RNA. The record is from the annotation of a GenBank genome assembly. Lineage: Eukaryota; Metazoa; Rotifera; Eurotatoria; Philodinida; Philodinidae.
AUGAAUACGACAAUAUCAAUGAGUAUUAAAAAUGGACCAUCGGAAUGGCUUCGUCUAUUUCUUGUUAUACUUUUUAUAAUUAUUCUUUUGAUUGGUCUAUUUGGUAAUUGUCUUGUUUUACUAUCAGCAAUAACUAAUCAUAGAAAUAUACACCGUUCAUCAACGAAUCUACUUCUUGUCAAUAUGUCAUAUGCUGAUUUAAUUAUACUUAUUUUUAAUAUAUUUGAUAUAGCACAAUUUUCAUUCGAUCCUUACUGGCCGACGGCUUGGUAUCUUGGUUUAUCAUUUUGUAAAAUAGUUCGUUUUUCACAAGUAUUUGGUUGUUAUGUUAGCGUACAAACAUUACUGACUAUUAGUAUUGAAAGGUAUAUUUCAAUAAUUCAUCCUAUUAAAAUAUCUCAAAUAAAUCAUCGCAAACGUCUUUAUUUAAUAUUUAUCCUAAUAUGGUCUUUAGGAUUUCUUAUGGCUUUACCAAAUCUAUACCUACUUGAAUUACAUCCAUUUCACAAUCGACCACAGUAUUACGUUUGUGGUUUAUCUGAUCAGUGGAUUGAUUCACAUUUAAUUACAUUCUAUAAAUACGCAGAGUCGAUUCUUUUCUUUUUUCUGCCAGCUUUUAUACAGACAAUUCUCUAUUUGAUAAUCUGCCGUAAAAUUUUUCUGGUUGAUCGCGCUGUAAAAUAUCAUGGUCAUGCACAAGCCAUACAGCAAGUUAUUAUAAGCAAUUCUUUGCAACGAUAUUCCGAUACAAAACUCAGUUCGUCACUACCAUCACCUUUAAUGAAUAACAAUACCGUUAGCUUAUCACCACAGCGUGUAUCUCGUGUUAUAAAAGCAACAAACAAUAAUGGAAAUAAAGCGCGUAGAAAAGCUAUUAUUAUGAUAUUAAUUGUUGCUAUACUUUAUUUUAUUGCAUUUUCACCAAUACAAAUUAAUUUUAUCUAUACACAAAUAAAUCAUUCGCAUCAUCUUUACGAGCAUCGUCUCUUUUUCAUUGUAACAAUUCUAUUGGUAUUAUCAUCAACAGCUUUCAAUCCAAUUAUAUUUUAUAUAUUUAGUAAAUAUUUUCGAUGUAAAUUUCAAAUUCUUUUGCGUUGUCUAUGCCCAUCAUGUCGUUUAUCAACAAAACAAAGGAAUAAUUUUGGAAUAAUAUAA